Saxophila tyrrhenica is the source of this 1608-nucleotide messenger RNA. RefSeq lists its product as uncharacterized. Gene Ontology annotation, biological process: transmembrane transport; carbohydrate transport. Gene Ontology annotation, cellular component: membrane. Lineage: Eukaryota; Fungi; Ascomycota; Dothideomycetes; Mycosphaerellales; Extremaceae. Bases 1 to 1608 code for a protein of 535 amino acids. The transcript is spliced from 5 exons. Gene Ontology annotation, molecular function: carbohydrate:proton symporter activity. The record is from RefSeq and is a predicted model, not a curated record.
AUGGUCAACAUCUCGAGGCCCAAGCAGGGUGCGGUGGUGGAAGCCCAAGAGUCUGCCCCAGCGAUCCCCAGGGUGAAAUGGUCGGCCUCUCCGAACAUGCGCAAGCUCUACUUCUACUGCGCCAUCCUCUGUGUCUGCUCCGCGACCACUGGUUACGACGGAUCCUUGAUGAACACUUCUCAGAUUUUGGACUCAUGGAAGAUCACUAUGGGCCCAACCGCUGAAGGCCCGACGGAAGAGACUCUCGGACGUGUUUCUGCCAUGUACUCUAUCGGAUCCAUUGCCUCUCUGCCGGUCGUUCCAUUCCUCAGUGACCGCUUUGGCCGCAAGACCCCAAUUACCAUCGGCUGUAUUAUCAUGGUUAUUGCUGCAGCCAUCCAGGCCUCUGCUCACGGACUUUCGCAAUAUGAGGGCGCUCGUUUCUUCAUGGGUUUCGGAAACUCCCUCGCUCAGCUUUCUUGCCCACUCCUCGUCACUGAGAUUGCCCACCCCCAGCACCGCGCGAGGAUUACGGCUGUUUACAACUGCCUGUGGAAUUUGGGAGCGCUCAUCUGCGCCUGGUUGGCGUUUGGCACCCAGCACAUUAACGGCACCUGGUCGUGGAGAACCCCUACCCUCGUUCAGGGUAUCUUCUCUGUCAUCCAGUUGACCUUCAUCUGGUGGGUCCCAGAAUCCCCGAGAUGGCUCAUCUCCAAGGACAGGUCCCCUGAGGCGCUCAACAUGCUUGCCCACUACCACGCCGACGGCAACGAGAACGACGCCACCGUCCAGUUCGAAUUUGCCGAAAUCAAGGAGACUAUCCGCCUGGAGUUUUUGCACCAGAAGAGCUCCAAGUACAUCGACUUCAUCAAGACCAAGGGCAACCGCUACCGACUGGCUAUCAUCAUCUCUCUUGGUCUCAUCUCUCAAUGGUCCGGUAACGCCUUGGUCAGCUACUACGCCACUGCAAUCUACGAGGGCGCCGGAGUGGAUGGCCAGACCCCACAGCUUGGCUUGGACGCUGGCAACAAGGUCCUUUCGCUCAUCGUCUCCAUCAGCUGUGCGUUCUUGGUAGACCGCGUCGGCCGUCGUCCGCUCUUUCUUGCUGCCACCUUCGGCAUGCUGCUCUUCCUCAUCGGCGCCACCAUCACGGGUGAGCGUUACACUGCUCUCAACGAACAGUCCAUCGGUUACGCCAACAUCCUCUUCAUCUGGCUUCACGGCGUGGCUUACGCACUCGCCUGGUCGGGCCUUCUCGUCGCCUACACCGUCGAGGUCCUCCCCUUCAAGCUCCGUGCAAAGGGUCUUUUCAUCAUGAACUUGUUCGUUCAGGUCGCCCUUACCAUCAACAACUACGUCAACCCCAUUCCCAUUACUGGCAAUGGUGGUUGGGUUGGUCAGAACUGGAAGCUGUUUGCUUGCUACACCGGCUGGGUCCUUCUCGAACUCAUCUGGGUGUACUUCAUGUUCCCAGAGACUCGCGGUCCAACUCUCGAGGAAAUCGCCCGUAUCUUCGACGGCGAGGACGCCGAGGUUGCCGAUGUCGACGUCAAGGGCACUGGCAUCACCAACCGCAGCAACAGCGUCGACCGCGAUGUUGAGCAGUACGUCCACCAAGAAAAGUCGUAG